Molecule: messenger RNA, 3060 nt
Organism: Fomitopsis serialis
Lineage: Eukaryota; Fungi; Basidiomycota; Agaricomycetes; Polyporales; Fomitopsidaceae
Exons: 8
Coding region: 1-2883 (960 amino acids)
Source: RefSeq, a predicted model, not a curated record
AUGGCUGCCCUAGUAUUGCGUCAUGACGCUGCUAUCCAACAACCUCUCUUUCAGCGCGCUUUGAAGCAGUACAUUAACGGCCUUGACGAGAAGGCCAAAACCGAGGACUUCUUCGCUCAAUAUUUCAGCCAUCCCAAGGACAAGCCCCCAGACCCUGACGCUAUCAAUUGCGAUAUCCAGGAUAAGAUCGGCAAACACUGGUCCAAAUCAUCGACAAUUGGAUUGAUUUUGCAGACGUUGGCGAAUAUUCAGACUAAUUACGACGGAGUUGUCAACACACUGACGUCGCUUGAUCCGACAAAUAUAUCGGUCGCAGUAUGGGCUUGUGUGGGGGUUCUCGCAAAGGCUGUUGAUUGUUACUUCAAGAUCCCAGAGAAGAUAUCCAAGGCACUAGUUGCUCUAGGCGACGAUCUCACCAGAAUUUCGACUUACAACCGUCUCUUCGGGGACUCUGCUGCACUCGAGAACAUAUUAAUUCAAUCCUACGUCGACAUUCUGCGUUUUUGGAACAAAGUGUUCCGGGAACUUCGCCAUCAUAGAUUCACUAGGAUCAUGUCAGCCCUUGUUCUCCGUACCGACAAAUUUGACAACAUCAUCUCCACAAUGCGCACGAACACGGAGAGAGUAGAGAGACAGAUAGGGCUUGUCCAGCAAGAACGCGCUCAUCUGGAGAAACUCAAACAGACAGUGCGGAGCUUCCUUGGACGACCUAUUCCUGCCGGAGCCGGGGCUAUCCGUGACAGUUGUCAAAACUCGACAAUCAGGGAUCAAUGCUGUGACUGGAUCUUCGAAAAUCCUACUUAUCAGACGUGGAGGACGGGUGAUGCCCGAUCCCCGGCGUUGUGGGUCUAUGCUCCACCUGGAUCCGGGAAAUCUACUCUCUGCCGCAGAGUGGUACAGGCAGUGCAGAGGGAGUCUCCCUCUGUCGCCGUGGCGUCGCAUUUUUUUCAGUUCGAUCAAGAGUUCACAACCCUCGAUGUCCUGAAAUCCCUUGCCGCCCAGUUGUGGGAAUCCUCAUCGUUACAACACUCUUCAUAUUCCCUCCUUCAUGCGCUGGCUCGUCUUGCAGACGACAAAACCAAAGAUACUACAACACAGGUCCGGUCGAUAUUGGAUACGCUCAUCCAGACACUGCCUACGGUGUAUAUCUUCAUCGAUGGAGUGGACGAAGAGGUGGCGAAGGGAACUGCUGGGAAUGCCUGCCGGGACAAUGAGGCUUCGUUCAACACGCUCCCGGUCCUGGAUGUGAUCAACAGCUUCGUCACAUCUGAUGCGAGAACGCACCGAGGCAUACGUCUCUGGAUAAGCUCUCAGGACAUCCCCUACACUAGGAGAAAAUUUGAAGCGUACACCCUGUUUAACAUCAAAGAUGCGGUCAAGUCGGGCAUCUGGUGUUAUCUUUCGAGUGCCAUCCAUGACUUGACCUUCGUGCCUCCAGAACAACGAGAUUCUAUCUUGCAACAACUCAUGGGGCGCGUCGAAAGCAAUUUCUUGUGGGCGCAUCUCAUGGUUGUCGAGCUCACGAAGGCUACCACCCUGGCAGAAAUGGACCGAAUAUUGGGGGAAGGGAGGGUCGGUGACCUGGACGCGUACUAUGCAAGGUUCCUCGAUAAUCUCAAGCAAUCAACACCCCAGAAGGUAGCCAUAUCCCGUGAUGUGUUUUCCCUCGUGACAUUCGCGAGGCGACCGCUGAAGAUCGGGGAGAUACAAGAGGCCAUUGCAGUUUUGAAUAGUAGAGCCGGUCAUCUCGAUGACUCGCAUAAGCCCUUCCUCCCUACUCUCCUCGAACUCCUUUCCCCUCUCAUCGAAGUGCAGCCCGAACACACUGUCGAUAACCACGACAGCACCGAUUCGCUUACAAGCGAUCAAGGCAAUGAACUACAGAAAACAUGCCGACUCUUCCAUUCAACCCUGUUCGACUUCCUGAACAGACACGCGGAACUUCUUUGCGGCGACAUCGACUCGGAGGAGAGCCAGCACGGCCACACUGUGACAGGCUUCUGUGUUUGCCCGCUACGGAUCGCAGACGCCUGUCUCCUCUACCUUGCGCAGACCAGAUACUCGUGGUUGCUCAGGCGGCAGGACAACACAUGGGUUGAUGCAGAGAAUCAGCACGUCUCUGCGCAUCACUUCCUUACCUACAGUGCCAAGAACUGGGACAAACACCUUGAUCUGGUCAGUCCAAAUAGCAAUGAUUUCAACUUCCCUCCUGUCGGUGCAAUCACUGGUGCUGUUUCGCGGAUCACGGCACAAUUUCGCAUACAUGUGGAGAACUUCCUCAGCUCGUCGAACUUCCAGACCUGUAUACAGGUGCAAAGCCUUUGGAUUGAUGGCGCGUUCAGCCCAUAUGAAGUGUCUGGUGACGAAGACCACUUACUAUGGGUUCGACGUAGUCUUCCACACUGGAUCGGCGCAAUCUCUGGCAAGUACCGCGCGUACUACUAUCAUCGCUUCUGGUGGGACUGGUUUCCAUUCUUGUCGUGUGCAACCUGCGACAACCCAAGGUGCGAAGGUAAGGCGACAACGUACAGCGGCGCGAUCCUCGUCCAAAUCCGGCAACUUCACAACAUCUCCAGCGACAACAAUUCGAUCGGCGGUGUCCUCGACGGACAGUUCGGCGGUGCCCUCGGCGGGCGGUUCGGUCAUGCCCUCGGCGGGCGGUUCGGUCAUGCCCUCGGCGGGCGGGUCGACGGUGCGACAGCGGUGCCCUCGGCGGCGGGCGGUUCGAUGGUUCGGCGGUUCGACGAUGGUGCCCUCAGCGGUGGGCAAGACAACGGUUCGGCGAUGGACAGCUUCGGCCCUGUCCCGGGCGGUUCGGUUCGACAGGUCGAUCGUACGACGUGCGGCGGCGGUGGCGCGCGUGUGGCGUUCAACAGCGGGUAGACGGCUUCAGCCUCGUCUAGGCAGGUGGGUCGACGGCGACGGCGGGAGUCUGCGGCAUAGCGACGGCCAGCAGAGUAUCAGCGAGUGACAGCAUGCGCGCGAGGUACGGCAACGCAGCGAGUGGCGGGCUUUCAGCUGCCCCCAGAGCCUUCUGGUAGUAAACCCCCAGGUGGGCUG